Molecule: messenger RNA, 1521 nt
Organism: Clonostachys byssicola
Lineage: Eukaryota; Fungi; Ascomycota; Sordariomycetes; Hypocreales; Bionectriaceae
Source: the annotation of a GenBank genome assembly
AUGGCCCUCUCAGCCAUCCCCCCAGUCUAUGUGCUCUAUGGCAUUGUAGCCGUGGGCGCGGUCAAAGUUAUCUAUGAGCUCUUCUUUUCUCCUCUAAGCCACAUUCCCGGCCCAUUCCUCGCCAAGUUUACCGAUUUGUAUCGAUGCGGCCUCACCCAUAUGGGCCAUGUCGACCGUCACAAGCGCAGAUGGCACCAGAAAUGGGGUCCCGCAGUGCGUGUCGGCCCCAAUGCGAUCAGCAUCAGUGACCCAGACAUGAUAAAGGUCAUUUACACCACCAAGAACCCAUGGCGCAAGAGCGACAUGUACCGCCCCAACGACGUCGUCGUCAACGGCCAGCGCAUCCAGAACAUCUUCAACACCCAGGACGCUCACUUCCACUCCAAGUACACCCGCCCCAUCGGCGGCUUCUGGACCCUGAGCAAGAUCCUUGACCUCGAGCCCGUCAUGGACGAGACCCUCUCGGAGCUCCUCGCCAACGUCGACGGGCGCUUCGCCUCCACGGGCGACGUUUGCAUGCUCGAGGACUGGAUCUCCUACUACGCCUGGGACGCGGCCGCCAACGUCAGCUUCGGCCGCCACUACGGCUUCAUGGACGAGGGCCGCGACGUCGGCAGCAUCAUCGCCGAGAGCACCGCCGGCCUGAAAUACUUCGCCCCCGUCAGCCAGCUGCCCCUCCUCGACGAGCUCCUCGACAAGAAUCCCGUGUGGCGCAUCGGUCCCCGGCCCCUCGUCAACGGCUUCAUGUACACCGUCCGCAUCCUCGCCGAGUACCGGCAGCAGGGCGAAGCCCGCCGCAAGAGCGUCGACCUCUUCAUCGACCGGUACAACGGCCUCAAGGCCCAGUACGACUUCGUCGACGACGCCCAGGUCACCCACUGGCUCAUGCUCAACGUCCUCGCGGGGGGCGACUCCACCUCGGGCGCCAUGCGCUCCGUCGCCUACCACGUCCUCAAGACACCCCGCGUCCACGCCCGCCUCGUCGCCGAGCUCGACGCCGCGGACCUCGUCCUCCCCGCGCGCUGGGCCGACAUCGCGCGGCUCCCCUACUUCGACGCCGUCAUGCGCGAGUCCUUCCGCAUAGCACCCGCCCUGGGGCUCAUGCUCGAGCGCGAGGUCCCCGAGGGGGGCAUCGAGCUGCCCGACGGCCGCUUCGUCCCCGCGCGCACGAAGAUGGGCAUCAACCCGUGCGUCGUCACGCGCGACCGCGGGCUCUUCGGCGACGACGCCGACACAUUCCGCCCGGAGCGCUGGCUGAGGGGGAAGGGCGAGGCCGAGCAGGAGUACACGCGGAGGGUGCGCCGCAUGCACGAGGCGACGGAUUUCAUGUACGGGCACGGGACGCGGGUUUGCAUGGGGAAGCACCUGGCCAAGGUGGAGAUGUACAAACUCUUCGCGACGCUGUUCGCUGCGUAUGAUAUUCGGCUCACCGACCCGGACCAUGAGUGGAAAUACCACAACUCUUGGUUCAUGUACCACAGCGACAUUCCCUGCACCUUCACUCGUCGCAACAAGGCGUAG